Molecule: messenger RNA, 2337 nt
Organism: Necator americanus (New World hookworm)
Lineage: Eukaryota; Metazoa; Nematoda; Chromadorea; Rhabditida; Ancylostomatidae
Exons: 20
Coding region: 1-2337 (778 amino acids)
Biological process (GO): ribosomal large subunit biogenesis; ribosomal large subunit export from nucleus
Cellular component (GO): nucleolus
Source: RefSeq, a predicted model, not a curated record
AUGACAACUAUGGCUGCUCCGCUAAGGAAUAGCCGUUACACGAUGUCCGAAAGAAAUCUUGGACUUAUGAUGGAAAUAAUUCGAAAAGAUCCGGAAUCCUAUAGAGAGGAGUUCUUAGAGCAAUUCGAACAUUAUCUUCACACUAUGAAACUUCUUCAUUUGCAACCACAACAACACAGAAUGGAACUACAACCUCUUCUAGAAUCAGUAACUUUUCUCUCAGGUCUUGCAAAGCAUUACCCAGAACAAGCAAAGGAAUUUUCCUCUCACAUGAUAGCUGUCCUGCGUGAACAAGGCAAUGGCCUUGAUCCUCACGUGAGGAUGUCCUUCUGUAAAGCCCUUGUACUGUUGAGGAAUCAAAGGCUUUUAGAUCCUAUAGAGUUCAUGGAUAUCUCUUUCGAAUUAGUAAAAAUUGAGGAUAAACAACUAAGAAAAUUCAUUAUUGGAGCCAUGUCAUCUCUUCUAAAGCGUUUAUACAAUCAGAAGAAGGAUAUUAAGAUGUUAGGAAAGAUCCAAAACUUCUGCUUUGCAAAAAUGAAGGAUUCCCGCGCAAUAGUGGCACGAGCAGCCCAGUUGAUCUGUAUUGACGCUUUCCGAAAGAAAUACUGGCGCGAUGCUAAAUGUGCUAAUGUAAUUGCUGAUGCUUGCUUCCAUAAGGUCCCAAAAAUCCAGGUGACGGCUAUGAAAUUCUUCUUGGGCUCAAAGAAAGACGAGGAUGGUGAGAGUGAUGUCAGCGACGACGACAGCGAAAGUGAAGAAGAACGCAAAACAAUUAAAGAAGUAAUGACUGCAUUCCGCCAUGCGAAGAAAACUAGGAAGAGAGCGAAGGAUCUCGAAAGGUCAAAAAAGGCAAUAAAUAAGAAGAAAAAAGCCAAAAAAGAAGGCCGUAGCAAAGAGUGCAAUUUGCUGGCUAUUCAGCUCUUGUACGAUCCUCAAGAGUUCGCUGACAAGCUAUUCCGCAUGCUUGAAAGCAAAAAAAUCGACAAAUACGAGGUCCGACUUUUCCGUAUUGCGCUGUGUGCAAGAGUUAUAGGAGUGCAUCGUCUGCAUACACUCAGCUUUUACUCCUAUUUGCACCGGUAUUUGCAACCAAAACAAAGAGAUGUUACUCGAAUUCUUCUGUAUGCAGCACAAGCUUGUCAUGAAAUGGUUCCGCCAGAUACAGUAGAACAGCUUGUUCGCACUAUUGCUAACAAUUUUGUAACGGAUAGGAAUUCUCCAGAAGCAAUCACAGUAGGCAUUAACGCCAUCCGAGAAAUAUUCGUCAAUUGUCCUUUUGCAGCUACUGAAGAGCUGCUUAGAGAUUUAGCCGAGUAUAAAACGUACAAAAAUAAGAACGUAUCCAUGGCUGCUCGAGCUCUGAUUACGUUGUUUCGUGCGGUCAAUCCACGUUUGCUGGCUAGAAAAGAUCGUGGUAGACGGACUGAUGGUGGAGAAGAGAAGGAAUUUGUUGGAUUCGCAAAGCCUGCGGUAGCAGAGUUCGUGCCCGGCGCAGAAGUACUGGAAGAGCAUCGAGAGGAAAAGGGUGAAAUGGAGCUGGAUGAAUCGGAAGACGAUGAGAGCAUCGAGAUAAGUGACGUGGAUACUGAUGAAGUUGAUUCUGAUGACGAGGCUCCCGCGAAGAAACGCGUUAAGGAAGAUGAAGAAAAUGAAGAGAUAGAGGAUGAGAGUGAUGACGAAGAAAUGGAUGAUGAAGGAUGGGAGACCGACGACGGAGAAGAGGAAGAGGAUGACGAAGAUGAUGAUGAGGAGAUCAUGGAUGAGUGUUCGGAAGAUGGUGCAGAAGUAGAGAUGUCCUAUCAAGAGAGCAGUUCAACGAUGGGAACAUCGAAGGAUUGCGAACUUGAUCCCAAGAAGAAAGCAGAGUUAAUCAGUACUGAUCGAAUACUUACACAGGAAGAAUUCAAGCAAAUCCGUUUAUAUCAACUAAAGAAAAAGCUCAUUGGGGAGAAACGAUUAAAAAAGCAACUUGGAAACAACAGGAAGAAUGAUGACGUAAGAUUAAUAGAAGAACUAGGAGAGCGAAUGGAAAGGCGUGGUGAUGGUGAUGGAUUGCCUCGUCUAAAAGACAUAGAACAAUUCCACAAGAAGCGGAAACAAACAAAAGAGGAGCGAUUGGCAGACGUAAGGGAAGGACGUGAUGAGGAUGUGAAGUUUGGAAGACCUAAAAAGAAUGGUCCUCAUGUUGGUCGAACAAAUCGAGAACUUGCAAAGAAGAAAGUGUUCGGCAUGGUUAAGGCUAAGGUCAGAGGAAAGAAUCGACAACGAUCGUUCCGUGACCAACAGAAAAGUUUGAGAAAUUACUUGCUGAGACAGAGUGGACGGAAACCUCAGUGA